AGUCCAGAGUCCGAGCAAGUGGAGUGGAGACAGCUAAUUACUUUCCCCCUUUUCGAUUUUGUGAUUCCGUUUUAGGGCAAUGCAUAGCCACCGGCCGUUACCGUCAACCGCCGCCGCCGCCACCGCCACCGCCACAGCUUGAGAAGGAGAAGAAGAGGAAGAGAUGGGAUGCACGGCGUCGAAGCUCGACAACGAGGACACCGUGAGGCGGUGCAAGGAUCGCCGCCGUCUCAUCAAGGAGGCCGUUCACGCUCGCCACCACCUCGCCGCCGCCCACGCAGAUUACUGCCGAUCUCUUCGUCUCACCGGAUCUGCCCUCUCCUCCUUUGCCGCCGGUGAGCCUCUCUCCGUCUCCGAUCAGACUCCGGCGGUAUUCCUCCAUCCUCCCUCCGAACGCUCCUCCGCCGCCGCCGGUUUUGUUCCUCCUCCGCAAGUCCCGCCGUCGCCUUCCCCUUCCUCCGUCCAUCCUCCGCGGCCUCCUCCUCCGAUUUCUCCCUCCGUAGCUAGUUCCAAGUUGCCCCCUGUCAUCACCGCCAAUCGUCGCCGGAAGCAGAUGCCAAAGCUCCCUCACAUCCUCUCGGAGUCAAGCCCUUCGUCAACUCCUAGGAGUGAGAGAUCCAAUUUCAUGCCGAAUUUCUUUCCCACCGCUUAUCCGAACUCAACGUACUCCACAACUCCCUCUCAAGCAUCUUCCGUCUGGAACUGGGAGAAUUUCUACCCUCCUUCUCCUCCUGAUUCCGAGUUCUUCAACGCGCAAGCUCAGGGGAAGCAACAGAACCCCCACUAUCUUUCUAACGAUCUAGCCGAUGGCGAUGACACCGAAACGGAGAGAUCAGAGUAUGAUUUCUUCCAUACGAGAAAGCAGAAUCAGUUCGCAUCCAUGAAUAGUACAGUAGACGAGGAGACGGAAAGAGAGGAGGUACAGUGUAGCGAAUGGGAAGAUCACGAUCACUACAGCAUGACGAGCUCCUCGGAUGCAGCAGAGGAGGAGGGGGAUAGGGAGUCUAUGUCCGAGAUCGGUAUGCGCUCCGACUUCGGAUCCUCCGUGAGGACUGGUUCCCUGAGACGGCACCACCGUCAGCCCUCACCGCCGCCGUCGGAGUACGGAGGCGCUGCUCCAGGGAAGUAUGACAAAGCAGAUGACGCGACGACGUCUUCCGGCAGCUACAAGGGUGGAGGAGAAAUCGCUGACAUGAGGAUGGUGGUGAGGCAUAAGGAUUUGAAAGAGAUUGUUGAUGCGAUCAAGGAGAACUUCGACAAAGCUGCAGCCGCCGGUGAUCAGGUCUCGCAGAUGCUCGAGCUUGGCAGAGCUCAGCUCGAUCGCAGUUUCAGCCAGUUGAAGAAGACUGUGAUUCAUUCGAGUGGCGUAUUAAGCAACUUGAGUUCAAGCUGGACAUCGAAACCACCAUUGGCGGUUAAGUACAGGCUCGACACAACGGCACUGGACCAACCAGGUGGUCUGAAGAGCCUUUGUUCCACUCUGGAUCGGCUCCUAGCAUGGGAGAAGAAGCUCUAUGAGGAAGUCAAGGCAAGAGAAGGUGUGAAGAUCGAGCACGAAAAGAAGUUGUCGCAACUUCAGAGCCAGGAGUACAAGGGGGGUGAUGAGUCUAAGCUGGACAAGACAAAGGCUUCUAUAACAAGAUUGCAGUCGCUGAUAAUUGUCACGUCGCAGGCCGUCACCACCACAUCUACUGCUAUUAUCCAUCUUCGAGAUUCUGACCUUGUUCCUCAGCUCGUUGAACUCUGUCAUGGCUUCAUGUACAUGUGGAAGUCGAUGCACCAAUUCCACGAGGUUCAGAACAGCAUAGUGCAGCAAGUUCGGGGGCUUAUCAACAGGUCAGGCAAAGGGGAAUCGACUUCCGAACUGCACCGACAGGCGACACGUGACCUGGAAGCGGCUGUAUCCGCGUGGCAUUCCAAUUUCUGCCGGCUGAUCAAGUUUCAACGUGACUUUGUACGGUCGGUUCAAGCCUGGUUCAAGCUAACCCUAGUUCCAGUCUGCAACGACGAUGCUAACCAGAAAGAGCAGGUAGAUGCAUACAACUUCUGUGAUGAGUGGAAGCUCGCCUUGGACCGGCUACCGGACACGGUGGCUUCAGAAGCCAUCAAGAGCUUCAUAAAUGUCGUCCACGUGAUCUCGGCAAAACAAUCUGAAGAGAUGAAGGUCAAAAAACGGACGGAAUCGAUGGCAAAGGAGCUGGAGAAGAAGGCGUCGUCGAUCAGGAGCAUAGAGAGGAAAUACUAUCAGUCGUAUUCGAUGGUGGGGAUCGGAAUAUCGGGUUCGGAACCCGAGAACGGGAAUACAUUGGAUGCAAGGGAUCCGCUGAUGGAGAAGAGGGCGGAGCUGGCGGCAUGCCAGAGGAGAGUGGAGGAGGAGAUGAUGAAGCAUACGAAGGCGAUAGAAGUGACGAGGGCCAUGACGCUGAAUAACUUUCAGACGGGGUUGCCUGGUGUUUUCCAAGCCUUGACCAGUUUCUCUUCUCUCUUCUCCGAGUCCCUCCAAACGGUAUGCACCCGUUCCUACUCUAUCAAAUAAGAUCGUUAUAGAUAUAUAUAUAUAGUAGAAAAAUCCUUCAGUGGAAUUUUUGGCGGUCAAGUAAUAUUAAAAUGGGAUGUGGAAAUUUCAGCCUGUUGUUUUGUUUUCUGGGGCCAAUCAAUGACACCGUUGGGCCAUCUUUGUUCACUUGUUUUUUGUCUGUAGAAGAGGAGGGAGAGGUGUUUAGAAAUGUAAAUAUAAGGGGGGU
Molecule: messenger RNA, 2744 nt
Organism: Tarenaya hassleriana
Lineage: Eukaryota; Viridiplantae; Streptophyta; Magnoliopsida; Brassicales; Cleomaceae
Exons: 4
Coding region: 164-2536 (790 amino acids)
Source: RefSeq, a predicted model, not a curated record